Messenger RNA from Effrenium voratum, 216 nucleotides. NCBI's taxonomy places the organism in Eukaryota, Dinophyceae, Suessiales, Symbiodiniaceae. The record is from the annotation of a GenBank genome assembly.
AUGGAAUUCGUGAUCCUCCACGGGAGCCUGCCUGGAACUCUGAUACCGGAGGACUGCAGAUUGGCACAACAUGUGGUGGGCAAUCAAUUGGUCAUCUUGCAUGCAGUGGCCAUUCUGAAGGAGGCUUUUAUGCAAUUGGGCAUCCUGACACAGGAAAAGGCGAACCGGAUUAUCCCGGAUUUGGCAGAACGUUUUUUGCACCCGGCAAAUUUGCAG